CCUGCAUAUACCCAAUCCCCAUUCUCUUCUCCUCAAGAAACCUUCACGCAGAGAGAGAGUUUUUGGGUAUUGGUUUUGUGUGGCAUAGCUGCGAAGAGACACGAAGAGAAAAUGUUCAGGAAUCAGUACGAUACAGACGUUACUACAUGGAGCCCCGCCGGUCGGCUCUUUCAGGUUGAGUACGCGAUGGAGGCCGUCAAGCAGGGGUCCGCGGCGAUUGGACUCCGAUCCAAAACGCACGUCGUGUUAGCGUGCGUCAACAAGGCCAACUCCGAGCUAUCGUCACAUCAAAAGAAGAUCUUCAAGGUCGACGACCACAUCGGAGUCGCAAUCGCUGGCCUAACUGCCGAUGGUCGUGUGCUUUCUCGAUACAUGCGAUCUGAAUGCAUCAACUACUCCUUUAGCUAUGAGUCUCCGCUCCCUGUCGGUCGUCUUGUUGUUCAGCUAGCGGAUAAGGCUCAGGUAUGCACCCAACGUUCUUGGAAGCGGCCUUAUGGUGUUGGUCUUUUGGUUGCUGGCUUGGAUGAAUCUGGAGCUCACCUCUACUACAAUUGUCCAAGCGGGAAUUACUUUGAAUAUCAGGCUUUUGCCAUUGGGUCACGAUCUCAAGCUGCAAAGACUUACUUGGAACGUAGGUUUUCGAACUUUUCGAACUCAUGUCGCGACGAUCUGGUCAAGGAUGCACUCCUUGCAAUAAGGGAAACAUUGCAAGGAGAAACCCUCAAGAGCUCCAUUUGCACUGUUGCGGUAGUAGGAGUUGGGGAGUCUUUCCAUAUAUUAGAUCAGGAAACUGUUCAAAAGUUAAUUGAUGCAUUUGAGAUAGUUGGAGAGGCAGAGGGGCCUGCCGCUGAACCGGAAGCCGCUCCUGAGCAAGGUUUCAUAGCAGAACGAGACCCUGGCUCUGAUGAAGGGAUCGCUCCAAUGGAUAUAUGAGGAUGCAAGAACCUGCAUGGUGGGCCCUCCUUGUUCUCAGAUGAUAAAUUUAAGUUCAAGUUCGCAGAAUUUAGCGGAAAAUGGAAGGCACCAUUGGUGAGGUCGGUUCCUUGGAUUUUUUACUUCUGGGUAUCUCUUUUAUCAUGCAAUUUAUCUGUGUCUUGUUGGUGCAAACAUUUUUAUGCUUCUUGAGUUCUUGUGGUGAACCUACAUCGACAUUUACGCUGAUGAUCGCAGACAAAAUCAAUGGACUUUGUUGUGAUCCAAGCUAAUGACAAUUUAGCUGUAUUAUGGAAAGUGAUGUAUGAUGUAUCUGAUUCUCACUAGUAUUCACAAAUUGCUUGAAACUGAUU
This is a messenger RNA of Tripterygium wilfordii, 1286 nucleotides long. RefSeq names its product proteasome subunit alpha type-1-B-like. The transcript is spliced from 2 exons. The record is from RefSeq and is a predicted model, not a curated record. Gene Ontology annotation, biological process: ubiquitin-dependent protein catabolic process. Gene Ontology annotation, cellular component: proteasome core complex; proteasome core complex, alpha-subunit complex. The coding region runs from base 112 to 933 and encodes 273 amino acids. Lineage: Eukaryota; Viridiplantae; Streptophyta; Magnoliopsida; Celastrales; Celastraceae.